Molecule: messenger RNA, 186 nt
Organism: Pyricularia grisea
Lineage: Eukaryota; Fungi; Ascomycota; Sordariomycetes; Magnaporthales; Pyriculariaceae
Exons: 2
Coding region: 1-186 (61 amino acids)
Source: RefSeq, a predicted model, not a curated record
AUGGACAUUAGCUACUUCGGGGCUGCAAAGGCUUGGUGGGUCUACGCUGCCCCUGGCCAGAAACGGUCCAACCGAGGUCACCGCGGCAUCAUUACCCUUGAGCAGGUUUUGAAAAUUGCGUGUUUCGAAGAGCUAGUCAUUGUCAAGUAUGUCUUCCCCAUUCGCAGUGCUACAUUCCACAAGUGA